AUGAGAUGGAAGGGGAGAAGAGGAAAAAGAAGAGGAAAAUGUCGAAGGUGAAGGAGUUGGAUAGAGCUAAGCGGUUGGAGGAGGUCAAGAAAGAGAAUCCCAGGGUAGCAGAGAGGGAAUGGUGGAGGGCAGCUGAGAAUAGGGCAAUGGGAGUGAAGGUGCAUGACGAUCCAAGGUUGUUGAGGGAGAGUAUGAAGAAGGAGAAGAAGAGGAAGGAAAAGAAUGCAGAGAAGUGGAAGGAGAGGAUUGAGGGCCAGGAGAAGGCUAAGGAGGGGAAGCAGCAGAAGAGGAAGGAGAACAUUGAAGGGAGGAUUAGGGAUAAAAAGAUGAGGAAGAUUGCUAAAAGGGAGAAGAAGCUCAUGAGGCCUGGGUUCGAGGGGCGCAAGGACGAGUACAUUACGAAAGAUUAAGGUUAGGGGAAGUAAAACUUUUUUCUGGAAAUGGUAUUUGUGUUUUUGGGGUAAUUUGUUUUGGCGAAAAUAAUGUGUUUU
This is a messenger RNA of Coffea arabica (coffee), 491 nucleotides long. The record is from RefSeq and is a predicted model, not a curated record. Lineage: Eukaryota; Viridiplantae; Streptophyta; Magnoliopsida; Gentianales; Rubiaceae.